CCAGAGUGGGUUACAGAUGCGACACGCUACUUUGCGCUCAUCAAAGGUGGCGAGCGCUGGAAGCGCCUCAUGGACAACUGGCUGGAGUUCGAGAACUUGCUGCUACAGGACACCAGCAAUCGUCUCGCUAAGGAAUUUCGCCCUGAUGAAGUGAGGUUAUGGAUGAAGAAUCACCGGCUCUACGAGAAGCUCCCCAAGAUCAAGUCCCCAAAGCAAUUCUCUGUGUCCUGGAAGAGGUGGUGGGUCUCGCUGCAGCCCUCCUUGCGCACGAACGACGAAGCUUGGCCGCUGCCCCGAAGUGAGCCCGUCAAUCCUUCUGAUUGGGAUAUAGUGGCCAGAGGCGGCUGCAACGGCUUGUUCCUUGUUGUCCUAACCCUCGCUUGGUGG
Messenger RNA from Trametes versicolor FP-101664 SS1, 387 nucleotides. RefSeq lists its product as uncharacterized. The record is from RefSeq and is a predicted model, not a curated record. The transcript is spliced from 2 exons. Lineage: Eukaryota; Fungi; Basidiomycota; Agaricomycetes; Polyporales; Polyporaceae. The annotation marks the transcript as partial.